Vigna umbellata (rice bean) is the source of this 1915-nucleotide messenger RNA. It is a transcript of the gene SDS, whose product is annotated as Cyclin family protein. The record is from RefSeq and is a predicted model, not a curated record. NCBI's taxonomy places the organism in Eukaryota, Viridiplantae, Streptophyta, Magnoliopsida, Fabales, Fabaceae.
AUGAUAACCAGAUCGAGGAAAUUGAAGCGCAAGCUCGAGUUAGAGCCACCUCCGGUCAUCGUCACUAAGAAGCAUAGGCAGAAGUUGCCUCGCCGGCGAAGGCAAAACUUCUCUCCUGUUCUUCUAGUCAGUGACUCUUGCCAGAAUCCUCGUUUCUCCGUGGAUUCCAGUUCCGGUUCUGACUUUGCUGCAGGCGGUGCUUCUUGCAACUCCAGCAGAGCUUCCAUAGCCGGCAAGGGAAACAGGAACUCAAGAAAUGAAUCAUCGAUCGAUUCAAUGAGAAAUCAGAGGUUCGAGAAACGAGAUGAGAACGAAGUGGAGGUGUCGGAGUCUUCGUGCGCGGACUCCAAUUCGUUUGCUCAAGAUCGAAGCAGGAGGUCAAUUCUGAAGUUCAAAAGCGGAAGAGAAUAUAAUAAUCUGAGAGGAGAAGAUGACGUUUCGGAAGUUUGCAUAAAAUCGGAUAUUACUGGUAUUCUGAAGUUGAACAGCAGAAGCCAGAGUAAGAACGUAGAAAAAAAUGACGACGUUUCGUGCGGGAAAUCAGAGAUAACUUGCGAGGAACAGUUCAAUUUGAAGUCCUCCAGUGGAAACGGAAACAUGAAAAUCUCUUCGGAGUCAAACGGAAACGACGUCGCAUCGUUUAGUUCCUUUGUUCGCGCGUCGCUAGAGGAGGAAAAGAAUAGCAGCAAGGAAAACAGAGCGUUGGAAUGUGAAUACUCUGCAGGCUCUAAAAAUCUCCAUGCGGAAGAGAAUUGCGGGGAUUUAGUAGUGCAAUCGAUGACGAGGCAGGAAUCGGAAAAUUACGACGUCGUGGACCUCACUUGCUCUGAGGAACUGCGUUUCUCAUACUGUGACGACGAUGACGAAUCGGAAUAUUGUUCCAGUCAGGGAACUGUGUUCUCUGAAUUUCAUUCUGAGAUUUUCGGUGAAUGCUCGCAGCAGGAGCUUUCGGAUUACACUCCGUCGCUGUUCGUGGAUUCUGGAAGCCAGUUUUCCGAGGGAUCCGACGGAGAAACUUCUUCACCAACGUAUUUGUUGUUCCUUCAGUAUCGCAAGGAGUUCACGACUCUAACUUCCGCUUCUCCAGUGGUGAACUCUUCUUCAAGUGACGAAGAUGAAGCUGAUUUUGUAAGAUUCGAAGAUUCUGAUGACGAAGACAGCUACCAGAUGCUGAGGAAGAGGGAGAGGAAGCAAGGUUUUGUGUCGAAUUAUGGUGAAAGAUAUUUCUCUACCACUGAAUUCGGAGAGACCGUGCUUGAGCAACGUGCGCAAAUGGUUCACUGGAUCGUUGAGCAAUCUUGUCGAAAACAGCUUCGGCAAGAGACGAUUUUUCUUGGCGUCAACCUACUUGACCGUUUCCUAAACAAAGGAUACUUCAAAGUCCAAAAACGCCUUCAAAUUGUUGGAAUAGCUUGCCUCACGUUAGCAACCAGGAUCGAAGAAAAUCAGCAAUACAACAGGGUGGGGCAAAGCAAUUUCAACAUAGGAAACAAUAGGUACAGUAGAGGCGAGGUGGUAGCUAUGGAAUGGAUGGUGCAGGAGGUGCUCAAGUUUCAGUGCUUUCGGCCUACCAUCUACAAUUUCUUGUGCUUUUACCUAAAAGCAGCCAAUGCUGAUGCAGUCAUUGAGAAGAGGGUCAAGUAUCUGGCAGUGCUGACACUGUCAUCUCAUGAGCAACUGUGUUACUGGCCUUCAACAGUUGCUGCAGCACUUGUAGUCCUGGCUGGUCUUGAAUUCAAUCAAAGUUCACCGCUCAAAGUAAUCGGGAUCCACGUUAGAUCAAAAGAUGAGAAUUUGUACGAGUGCAUAGAGAGCCUGGAAACGCUGUUACGCUGUAUAGGAUAACGCACUAGUUAGAGAGGAGGCAUAAGGCAUUGGCCAUACACCUCAGUAUGGUGGCAAUUGUUCCUAACCA